GCCACAGAAGCACCGACAUGCCGAUAAGGCCAACUCUCCCAGGCGCCAGGCCUAGCUCCGCACUGCGAUGGCCUCCAAGUUUUCUGGCCGGGUUCUACCUUUCGCAACGCAGGAACGGGUCCCCAAGUCCUCGGUCCUGAUCUCGGUCCUGCUGGUGUCAUGCUCAAUGAUCACCUCAACGACGUUUGGAUACGACGGCUCUAUGAUAAAUGGGUUGAAUAUCCUUCCGUCAUACGCGAACUACUUUGAGCUUAACACGGUCACCACAUCGCUCAACACCGCGUCUGUUUGGAUUGGAGGCAUUCUCGCUGGAAUUUCGUAUGGCAAGGUCACAGACAUCAUCGGUCGCCGGCCUGCGCUCUUCUGGGCGGCUGUUAUUACUAUCAUCGCUGUGAUCCUCCAGACCGCAGCGCAAAACAUCGCGAUGUUCGUGGUCGCGCGCAUCAUCAUCGGGUUUGGAACUUCAGCAUCGGCGCUCACUGGGCCGGCAUAUCUUGCAGAGACGCUUCCCUCCAAGUGGCGGGGCUGGGGGCUGGGGGUCUUCAACGACUUCUACUACGUCGGUGGACUGAUCGCAGCGGGCGUGACGUAUGGCACCUCGUUCAUGCCUUCCACCUGGGCCUGGCGCAUUCCGUCUGCAGUGCAGGGUGUUUUCAGCAUCCUUUGCAUCGUGAUCCUUCCCUUCAUACCGGAAUCGCCGCGGUGGUUGGCGUAUCAGGGACGGACCGAGGAGGCUCUCGUCGUCGUCGCACUUACUCACGCGAACGGCGAUGUCAACGACGAGGCCGUCCAAAUGCACUACAAGGAAAUUGUCGACGCUAUCGAGACCGAGAAACACGCACCGGACCCGCUGUCGAUGAAGCAGAUGUUCCAGACGCCCUCGGCACGGAAACGAAUUAUACUGGGGUCUUCUGUUGCUGUCUUUAGCACGGUCGCUGGAAAUGUGAUCGUUUCGUACUAUCUUGGACAGAUGCUCGACAAUGCCGGGAUCACCAGCAGCACCACCCAGUUACAGAUCAACAUCAUCUUGAAUGCAUUCUGUCUGGUCUGCUCCCUGGCAGGAACGUACUUCGUUGACCGCAUCGGCCGUAAAAGCACAGCAGUGAUCAGCAUCAGCUCUUUGACGAUUUUCCUCUUCCUAGUCGGGGCGUUGACGAAGACCUUUGGAACAUCGACGAACAACGCCGGAAUCUAUGCGACUGUGGCGAUGAUAUUCCUGUUCCAAGGGGCGUACAGCUUCGGAUGGACGCCUUUGCUGUACGUCUAUCCGCCGGAAGUCUUGAAUUACGCAGUCCGAGCCAAUGGGAUGGGUGUCUUCCAAAUCGUCUUGAAUGGCACAGCGCUGAUGGCGGUGUUCGCUUUCCCCAUUGCUGUGGCCAACAUCGGAUGGAAGACUUAUGUAAUCAACGCAGCUUGGAAUGCGCUCGAGGUUCCAUUUGUUCUGUGGUACUGGGUGGAAACAGCCGGAAAGAGCCUGGAGGAGAUUGACGAGUUGAUUGAUGGAAAACAGGUCUUUGGUGUUCCGGAUCUCGAGGCCGAGCCUGAGGACACCGUUGCCGACGAGAAGUAGCAUUUACUUAUGAUGUAAUCUGUCGCCUGGCAACGUGUCAAAUCUAUGGGGCCCUCUUGGCGACGGAAAGCGAAUCAGAUGACACGAUCAGUUCUAUAAAGGUCCUGACUUCAUUUUUAGUAUCCGUUCCCUUCUCCCACUCUUUUCCCACUUUUACUUUCACGCCAGGAGCAGCGCUCUUCAUCUACUACCUUCACGCACGUCGUUCAUAAAUUCACAAUGCACUUCCUCGCUCUCGCUACCGCCGCUGCGUCCCUGGCUUCCGCCGUCUCUGCCGCUACCAUCACGGUCGCCGUUGGCCAGAACGGUCUGACAUACACCCCCUCCAACGUGACUGCAGCAGUGGGCGACGUUGUGGCUUUCAACUUCUUCCCGAAAAACCACACCGUUACUCAAUCAUCCUUCGCCAGCCCCUGCGCUCCCUUGGCCAGCGGUAUCAGCUCCGGGUUCCAGCCCGUGGCAUCAGGUGCUGCCACCAUCCCCCAAUGGAGCUUUACCGUGAAUGACGCGAGCAAGCCCCUGUGGUUCUACUGUGCUCAGGUCGGACACUGCGCCGGAGGCAUGGUCUUCUCCGUGAACGCACCCGCGACAGGCAACACGUUCGACGCCUUCCAGGCUGCCGCCAAGGGUGGUGCUGCCACCACUUCUUCCGGCUCCUCCAGCGCCGCUGCCCCUGCUGGAUCCGCCUCAGCCGCAGCUGGUGGUGCGGUCGCCUCAGCUGGCGGUGCAGUCGCCUCAGCUGCGGCUGGUGCGGCCGCCUCUGUCUCUGCCUCCGCUGGCGCCCCGGCAGCGUCCACGGCGGGUGCGAUGAUGACCCGUGCGGGUGGCAUGAGUCUCAUUGCUGCCGGUGUUGUCGCUGGUCUGCUGCUGUAAGCGGGGACACGGUGGCUCCUGAGUGCGCAUUGUGUUUUUGGGAAUCUCUACUCAGAGUUGGGACACUAUCGUACCGUAGUGUGGCUAGUCCAUGUUACAUUGUACAUAUCUACGUGCUACAGUCGCGUAGCGGGAAUACAAAUAAACUCGAUAAAACUGAGUCAAUUGACACAAUCACG
Molecule: messenger RNA, 2622 nt
Organism: Mycena citricolor
Lineage: Eukaryota; Fungi; Basidiomycota; Agaricomycetes; Agaricales; Mycenaceae
Source: the annotation of a GenBank genome assembly